CGCGUUUCUUCCGUUUGCUUCUAUUGCUUCUUCACUGAAGUCGCGAUCUUUAAGACUUUGUUUUUUAAAAGAACAACUCACUUUGAAGGAGAAUUCGCUAGAUGUGGGCCAAAACAGCGAUAUCCAAGUGUACCGUUUUCGUCGUUUGGUCGUUUUCAUCGUUGGGUUAUUUUCGUCGUUGAUUACCGACGUUGUCAACGUCGUCGUAAGAUUUCGUUUUUCGUUGCAGUUUCGUUGCGUUACGGGUUACGGCCCAUCGUAUAUUAAGGGCGACGAUUUUGUCCAAGCUUUCAGUUUAGUUUACAUAGUGGGUUCCAACCUCUCAACUUCACUUAUCUCGAAAAGAGUCGCAAAGAAAUACAUUUAGCAUCUACUUUCAAUAUGCCGAUUAAGAGCGGAGAUAAACUUCCAAGUGUGGAUUUGUAUGAAAAUACACCGACCGCUAAAGUCAAUAUUGCAGAGUUGACUGCUGGUAAGAAGGUGAUCAUCAUUGGUGUUCCUGGUGCCUUUACCCCUUGCUGUUCCAAGACUCAUCUGCCAAGCUAUAUUUCUGACUAUGAGAAGUUCAAAUCAAAGGGAAUUGAUGAAAUUGUAUGCGUUGCUGUCAAUGACCCAUACGUGAUGGCUGCCUGGGGAAAAGAUCAAAAUGCUGAUGGAAAAGUCCGCAUGCUAGCCGACACCAACGGCGCCUUUGCUAAGGCCGUGGAUCUUGAAAAAGAUAUGUCCGGACCUUUAGGAAACGUUCGAUGCCAACGCUUCUCAAUGUUCGUCGACAACGGAGUAGUCAAAGCCCUCAACGUUGAGCCUGAUGGUACUGGGGCUAGUUGCUCAUUGUCCAAUAAUAUCUUGUCUCAAUUCUAAACAAAAUCGUUCCUAUAAAAACAAAUUUAGAACGAGUCGAAUACAUGAUUUAAUAGCUUAA
Molecule: messenger RNA, 922 nt
Organism: Daphnia pulicaria
Lineage: Eukaryota; Metazoa; Arthropoda; Branchiopoda; Diplostraca; Daphniidae
Product: peroxiredoxin-5, mitochondrial-like
Exons: 3
Coding region: 382-861 (159 amino acids)
Biological process (GO): hydrogen peroxide catabolic process; cell redox homeostasis; cellular response to oxidative stress
Cellular component (GO): peroxisome; cytoplasm; mitochondrion
Molecular function (GO): thioredoxin peroxidase activity
Source: RefSeq, a predicted model, not a curated record